This is a messenger RNA of Helobdella robusta, 723 nucleotides long. RefSeq lists its product as hypothetical. The transcript is spliced from 3 exons. Lineage: Eukaryota; Metazoa; Annelida; Clitellata; Rhynchobdellida; Glossiphoniidae. Gene Ontology annotation, molecular function: catalytic activity. The record is from RefSeq and is a predicted model, not a curated record. The annotation marks the transcript as partial.
AAAAACAUUGUCAAAAUCUAUCGACUUGGCAAAAAAAGUGACAACAUUACACGUCCGAUUUUGAUCAAAUUUGACGAUGUAAAGAACAAAGAAUUGGUCCUAAGAAACAGUCACAGAUUAAAAUCCAUUGGUGACGAUUUGACGGGUAUUGGUCUGAGCCACGAUCUUACAAGUGAACAAUGGACUGAACUAAAACAGCUUGUCAGUAGUGCUAAGAAACAGGAAUCUGAGGAUAAAGAGGGUUUUUUAUACCGGGUGAGGGGGGACAUCGGGAAAUGGAAAGUGUUUGAAGCUCUGGCCAUCAGAUUGAAGAUUGGAAUUGAUCAGUUCUGUUUAAUUGCCCUCUACAGACCUGGCUCAGAACAGACGACUUCAUUAAUCUUUGAAGAGUUGAUUCCUAUGUUAGAGUUUAUUACAAUGUCGGAGGCUCAUGUUAUACUUAUGGGUGAUUUUAACAUUCACGUUGAAAAAAGGGAUAGUCCUUUCAGUCUAGGACUACAUGAGAUACUUGAUACGUUUCAGUUGGUCAAUCAUGUUAAUCAACAAACGCAUGUGUCGGGAGGUACGUUAGACCUAGUAAUUUGUUCACAUGAUUUUCCAAUUCUUGAUACUAAGAUUGACCCGUGUUCGGUAUACUCAGACCACAGUUACGUAGGUGUGAGAGUGGCGUUGAAUCAAAUCCGAUCAAAACUUGUGAAAGCAUGUAUAAAAUUGCUAGGAUAA